AGAAACACGCAGACCGGCGGUCCGUCAGGGGUCGAGCGAACCAGGUCUGGUAAAGGCUGGCAGUCAAAUCGAGUGGACACAGAGCGACUGGGAAUACCUCAGGAGAGGAGCUGGAGACCGCGAGCCGGGUUGAGGAAAGGUGUUCCCCACGCGAGGGGGGGCGCGAGGGGUGGUACAGCCGCAGAGUGAAUUCAGGAAGCGAGCACCGGUCAGGUGGGACGCGGAGAAACAACUCAGGUGACAUAGACUCAGCAACCCUUUAAAAAACAUCCUGAGAGAGAGAAAGAGCAGCCAGAGAGAAGAGAGGAGACGAGAACAGCGCGUGCAGCUGAGAGUUUAUGGGCUUUAGGUGGCAAUGUCUCCAGGAGAGGACGGUCUAAUUGGUAUCCCCUUCCCGGAGCACAGCAGUGAGCUCCUGUCUCGUCUCAAUGCCCAGCGUCGCUCGGGCCUUCUAUGUGACCUCACGCUUACCUCCCGGGGAGCCCGUUACCCCACCCAUCGCUCCGUCAUGGCAGCCGUUAGCCUGUACUUCCGGCGGCUUUUUGGGGCAGAGGAAGGCGUGGAGGGUGGAGAGGGCGGAGAGGGUGUGGGUGGGAGCUGCAGCGUGUGCCAGCUGGACUGUGUGUCCCCAGACGCACUAGACGCUCUGCUGGAGUUCGCCUACACGGCCACACUGACCAUCCGCAGCUCUGGCAUGCGGGAGGUGCUGGAGGGCGCCCAGCUGCUUGGCAUCCAGUGUGUAGCUGAUGCCUGCCGCCACAUUCUGGGCGAGGCAGCUGAGGAAACGCCAAGCCCGGCUGAGGAUGCCCGGCGGGCCACGUCACGCAGGAAACAGGACCGUCGCAAUGUAGCAAAGACAGCCUCGCCCAUGCGGCCGGCCUGGGGGGACACGCGGUCUGACAUCAAACAGCACACACCUGAGUACGACCUGCCACCUACACCUGACCCUAACCCUACACCUGAGCGUGAGGAACAGCCCCUACCAGCUGCAGGGCAGAAUGGAGCUGUGAGAAGCAGCCACCAGGGGGCAGUGCUGAACGGCAGUGCACACUGGCCUCUGGUGAUGAGAACACCAGUACCACAACCACCUGAAGACCUUCCUUCAGAGGAUGAGGAGUCCAGAGGGCAGGGGCCAGUUGCAUCUCACCACACCCCUCCACAGGCUGAAAUGGCAGUAGGUAGAGCUGUAGAGGGUGGUGUUAGAAAGAGGAAGUCUCAGACACCUCAGCAGUGUCCUGUCUGUCAGAAAAUUAUCCAUGGUGCAGGAAAGCUUCCCCGCCACAUGAGGACACAUACAGGAGAGAAGCCCUUCCAGUGCACUGCGUGCGGUGUGCGCUUCACACGGAAUGACAAAUUAAAGAUCCACAUGCGUAAACACACGGGCGAGCGCCCAUACCCCUGCACCAGCUGCCCCGCCCGCUUCCUGCAUUCCUACGACUUGAAGAACCACCUGUCCCUGCACAGUGGCGACCGUCCCUAUGAGUGUCCCCUCUGCCACAAGGCCUUCGCACGUGAGGAUCACCUGCAGCGCCACCGUAAGGGCCACAGCUGCCUGGAGCCACGCAGACCACGGCGGGGGCCUGAGGCACAUGUCUCCCCUCCGGCUGAUCCUCCGCUCUGCCUGCACCAGCCUUCAGCACCUUCAUCAUCCUCAGCUUCCCAGUUCCCGUUUCAGCAGGGCCCAGUGGGCUCUGGAGGGGCCACACACGGAGCCUCCCUGCUGGGCCCAGGGGGCAUGAACUACCCCAGCCUCCUUUGGAGAGCUGCACAGAGCCGCAGGGGUGCUGGCCACACUCUGUUCACACAGCCACAGUGGGAAGAGGAAGAGGAAGAUGAGGAAAACGGAGAAGAGGAGGAAUCAUAGUUCUUGUUGGUGGGUAUAUGCGCGUGCAUGUGUGCCCACGCAGUGUGUGUGUGUGUGUGUGUGUGUGUGUGUGUGUGUGUGUGCAGAUCAAACACAAAGGCAUCGUGGAGGUUGUAUCUGGGAAUGUAGCACCUUUUGUGCUUUCCCUAAUUUUCAUCAUGACCACUGUCUUCCUCAUGGCACAGAGGAGACUAGGAGCGCUUACAGCACAGACUGAAGAGAAACUUAACAAAAAAAAGGAAAAACGGGUUUCCUGACUGUCCUCCUUUCUAAUGUCAUUAGAAUUUUUUCUGUCAUGUUCUUUUAUGUUUUGAUUUUAUUAUAUUUUAAGUUGCCAGUUUGUGUUAAAACGUAAUCUUAUUGCUUAAUGGGAAAAAAUAUAUGUAAAAUAGAUUUAUUUUGGUAAUAUAUUCUGCAAAGCAGGGGUGAAGGUUGUUGCUGAUGCUAUGCAAAAUUAAAAUGUGAGAUGAGGUAGAGUAUGAAAGCAUGGAGAUGAGAUGGAGACUUUAUGGUAGAAUGCUGUCAUCUAGUGGUGGAAAAAAAAAUCAACUUUUUCUCAGCAUGAUAUCUUCAGUUCUAAACUUUUCCAAGAACAUAUAUUUGUACUCAGUGCUCUGAAAGAAAUCUGUCUUUUUGAAGCUGCUUAUUAUUUAAGUCAAAACAAACUUAAAAGCAUAAAAUAGCAAGUACUUAAAUAUAUAAAUUUGUAUACCAAAGAUUUAUUGUGCAGAUGAGACAGAUAAGUCUUUUAAAGGGAGUUUUUUCCACUGUGUUCUCCAAAUGAAUAAAUCAUCAAACCAAAUCAUUCAUCACAUCUUUCACAGAAGGACCUGCCCUUCAAAAUAAAUACUGCAAGCCCUAAUUGCUUACUUGAAAACAUUUUACAGAAAACUAAUGCAAGACAGGAAAAGGGGGUUUGGUUUUUGUUGCUUUUGUUUACUUCUUACAUUUUUGUGUGGGAGUUGUGGUUUAUGUCUAAGUACUUCUAAUGCUUGUGGUCUUCUACUGUGCUCCAGAGUCGGAGCUGAUAUCAGGAGAAUAAGGGGAAGAUGGAACAGGAUGGGACGAAGCACUCUGUGUAUUUAUUUAUUUAUUUGAUUAAUAUUUAUUGGGACUUUCCCAGUGAAACUGUUGGGUUAUUUCCCCCCUUCACCCAUAGUCAUCCUCUAGCCUGGAGCCUGUUAUUCAAUGUGGUGACCAGCUGCAGCUGUUUUGAUUUAGGUACGAGCAGCCCAGGACGAACCCUCACAACCCCCUCCUCUUCUAGGCACUGGCCUCAGGUAGCGUGUCUAGGGGAGAAAGCAGCCUCUCUUCACAGCUUUGUCGCUGUAUGCUGAAUGCAUACACUCCAGUUUGCCUUCUUUUUUGGUACAUUCACAAUGCACAAUAUACUUGGACCUUUUCUUUGGCAGGAUGCUUUUGUACUCUAGACUUCAUAUUCUAUAUUCAAGAGGCUUUGAUAUUAUAGACAUUGUACUCUAGAUUUUAGAGAUUUUGUUAUAGAUUCUAGAAGCAUUGGUACUUUAGACGUCAUAAUGUAGGGUUAGGGUUACUCUACACUCUGAGGCUUUGGUGCUCUAGACAUUGCACUCUAGAUUUUAGAGGCUUUGGUGCUCUAGAUAUCACAUGACGUCUGAAAAAAAAGACCAGUAAAGGUUUAGCAUGAGAUACUUAGAUGGUGAAUGAAUUAUCAUAUGCUAUUUGGUUUAUUCUGACUACACUUCCUCUAUAUGCUGUGUUGUGCUCCCUUAAAUACUCAAUUGGACAGCACCUCCUAGUUGCAGUACAGAAGAAAUGAGGAAUAGUGGAGAUGUGAGGAAUAGUGGAGAUGUGAGGAAUGGUGGAGAUGUGAGGAAUAGUGGAGAAAUGUUUCUCCCUUGCUUGUGCUCUUCCUCACAUUCUCAGGGAUGAGGGACUAAGGUCUUGUCUUUCAUGGAGGAAAUUGUUAUAUAAAAACUAUGGUGCAGUAUCCAUGACAAUAAGUUAGUUUCUUAUUCUGGCAGUAAUGUAGUUUACGCUGUUUCAGAUUCAGAUAUUUUAGAAGUUUAGGUUUGUCAUUUAGUUGCUUUAGUCACACCUAAAUUAAAAAAAUCACUUUUUUUUUCUAAACAAAACCUAGAAAGUUUGUUUUACUAGUUCAAAUCUAUUAAAUAAAACUAAAACCUGCUUUGACUUAGAAAUACAAUUAAAGUGAAUUCAAACAAGCCAACCCACAGUGCUGCAGAGUCAGAGUUAGGGUUAGACCACAGUAGACCAUUGCAGAUCAGGUUUAUUUGUUCAAAAGUUAGAACUUACUAAUGAAUAUUUUUCUUUCAUUACACAUUCCAUUAUUUAUUAAUGUCUAGUCAACUCUUCUCAUUUAAUUGUGAAUUCCCCUGAAAACAAAGGGUUUAAUCUAUACGGCACAGACGGCACACAUGCAUCAUAGAUGUACAGUUCAGGUUUUUAACCAGAUUUAAAUCAGUUAAAUCAUUGCUUAAUAAAAAAGGGUCAAGCUGCCUUGUUUUGUUUUUGUUGUUGUUGUUGUUGUUGUUGUUAUACAACUCUUCUCAGGAAAUAAUGAGCAAUGCACUAAAAAUGAUUAUGCAAUUGAUUAUGUAAAUAUAUUGUGAGAUCAUUAUGUAUCUGUGUCCAAAAUAUUAACACCCCUUACAAAUGUACCUCUUAUAUUCUCUGAGUUCACUUUUCUUUUUUUGAUGAAUAUUACUUUACAAAUAUGCUUUGGUACGCUUUUGGUUUGAGUGAAGGUGAAAUUGAUCUAAUAUUUAAAGUACAAAUUAAACAACAGGUUUAUAAUGAAGCAGUGAACAUUAAAGAUUAUGGUUUGUGCAUUUUAUCCACGAGAUGGGGAAAGGGGUGUUAAUAUUAUAUACACGUGUGUGUGUGCCUGUGUGUAUGUGUGUGCAAGACUGCCAGCAAUGAAAGGAACAGCGUAAGUGUUUGCUUUGGCUGGGGUGAAGGGGAAAGCAUGUAAGAGCCCAAAUCAGGGAUGUUUCCUGUGUUAACAGGAAUCUUUUUCACUCAUUAGUAAAUGAUCAUUUUUGCCUGGUGUUCAUUUCUUCUGUUGUAAAGAUAA
Molecule: messenger RNA, 4940 nt
Organism: Electrophorus electricus (electric eel)
Lineage: Eukaryota; Metazoa; Chordata; Actinopteri; Gymnotiformes; Gymnotidae
Gene: zbtb7b
Product: zinc finger and BTB domain containing 7B
Biological process (GO): positive regulation of gene expression; regulation of transcription by RNA polymerase II
Molecular function (GO): DNA-binding transcription factor activity, RNA polymerase II-specific; protein binding; RNA polymerase II cis-regulatory region sequence-specific DNA binding
Source: RefSeq, a predicted model, not a curated record